This is a messenger RNA of Penicillium canescens, 1590 nucleotides long. RefSeq lists its product as uncharacterized. The record is from RefSeq and is a predicted model, not a curated record. NCBI's taxonomy places the organism in Eukaryota, Fungi, Ascomycota, Eurotiomycetes, Eurotiales, Aspergillaceae. Gene Ontology annotation, biological process: steroid metabolic process. Bases 1 to 1590 code for a protein of 529 amino acids. The transcript has a single exon. Gene Ontology annotation, cellular component: membrane; cytoplasm. Gene Ontology annotation, molecular function: FAD binding; Delta24(24-1) sterol reductase activity.
AUGACUCAUUCUGAAGCUGUGCAGGAGAUAUCGGCGCGGGUCACUGACUUCUACCGCCGCCAACAACCAUUUCGCAUUUAUCAUGGCGCAACCAAUAGCACGCGACCCUCCAACCACUCCGCAUCUACCACAGUGAGCACUGCAGAUCUCACCCACAUUUUGCAGAUCAAUGCAGACAGCUGCACGGCACUGGUCGAGCCUAAUGUCCCGAUGGAUGCCCUUGUGCACGCCUCCCGAACUCUGGGCCUGGUCCCGCUCGUCGUUAUGGAGUUUCCGGGUAUCACCGUCGGAGGCGGAUUCUCCGGAACGUCGGGCGAGAGCAGCUCGUUUCGGGAAGGGUUCUUUGAUCAUACGGUCAAUUGGAUUGAAAUGGUUCUUGCAGAUGGCCAGGUGGUGAAGGCCUUCAAUGACCGCGUCGAGUUGAAGGAGGAUAUUGAGGACAAACGAUCGGACUUGUUCUGGGGCGCUGCAUCUUCCUUUGGUACUCUUGGAGUGGUCACCUUGUUGGAGGUUCGAUUAAAGAAGGCAGAACCCUUGAUCGAAUUGAAAUACUAUGUCAGUUCAAAUAUGAAAGAAGCACUGUGCGACUUCCAGGAGGCUCGUGCUGAUCCGAAGACUGAAUAUCUCGACGGUAUCGUUUACUCAAAGAACAAGAUCGUUGUUUGCGCUGGACGGCAAGUGAGCAAAAGUCCCAAUAUAACAGUCCAUCGGUUCACUCGUCGACAAGAUGAUUGGUUUUAUUUGCACGUCGAACGGAUCACCAAAUCUCUCACGAAGCAAGCUGGCUCUCACACUCCAGAUGCAGUGGACUACAUUCCUCUGACAGACUAUCUCUUCCGCUAUGACCGGGGCGGCUUCUGGGUUGCACGUUACGCUUUCCGCUACUUCUGCGUCCCGUUCAUCCCACUUACGCGCUGGCUCCUCAACAGAUUUAUGUAUACCCGGGUGAUGUACCACGCUUUGCAUGUCAGUGGUCUCGCACGCCAGUAUGUCAUUCAAGACGUCGGCGUGCCAGUAUCUACCGCUUCUGAGUUCCUCGACUGGCUGGACCAUCCCGAGAACUUUGGGCAAUAUCCUCUCUGGCUCUGCCCACUACCCCCUGGAAGCGCCGGUGGGUUGGAAGGACAGACGAUGAACCAUAGCAAAGCAGAUGAUUCGAACCCAGAGAAAACAACUUUGAUGAAUUUUGGAAUCUGGGGACCAUCAACCACCACUGGACAAGCCGAAUUUGUGGCUCAAAAUCGGCAGCUCGAACAGAAGGUUCAUAGCCUUGGAGGAAAGAAAUGGCUCUAUGCACAUACUUACUAUACAGAGGCAGAGUUCUGGAAAAUUUACAACAAACAGGACUACGAUACUCUGCGUAGCAAGUACCAUGCACAACACCUUCCCACGCUGUAUGACAAGGUACGGGUGCGCGAAUCGGAUCUCCCGGGUGCGCAUCGCGGGGUCUUCGAAAGUGGAUGGAAGGGAAUGGUCAAACGAACUCUUUGGGAUGUCUGGCCAUUCAGUGGAUUGUACGGAGUCUACAAAGCCUGGAGAGGAGGGGACUAUCUAUUGCGAAAGGAGAUUCCUAAGAAGAAAGCUGACUAA